CAAACACCACCUGCCCCUUCCCUCCCGUAUCCCUCUUCCGCUUCAUCUUCUCUCCCCUCCCCCUUCCUCAAAACUCCUAGAUAGUGUUUUCUGUAGAAUUGGCAGCCAUCGUCGCCAUGUCUACCAAGCACUUUUCCAACGACGCUUCGGCCAUCGUCGCCGCCGCCCUCCGCGCCAGCACCUACACCAAUCCGUCUCUGGCUCUCUCGCCCUCUCAAAAGACCGUCAUCCUCUGCGACGACGACGGCCCCUCCCAGCACGCCGUUGCGCUGCUCUCGGGCGGUGGCUCCGGCCACGAGCCGUCCUUUGCCGGCUUCGUCGGCCGCGGCUUCCUCUCCGCCGCCGUCGCUGGCUCCGUCUUUGCCUCCCCGUCCGCCGAGCAGGUCUUUCGCGCCCUCAAGGUCCUAGGCGCAAAGCAGCCCGACCGUAGCAUCCUCGUCGUCAUCAUGAAUUACACCGGCGACGUCCUGCACUUUGGCAUGGCCGUGGAGAAGGCCCGCGCAGAGGGCAUCAAGGUCGAGCAGCUCGUCGUAGGCGACGAUGUCGGCGUCGGUCGCAAGAGGGGUGGCAGGAUUGGCAGGAGAGGGCUUGCCGGUACUGUGCUGGUGCAGAAGAUUGCCGCCGCCGCCGCCGCCCAGGGAGCGAGUCUCGACGAUGUUCGCAAAAUUGCCAGCCAGGUUGCCGACAACACGGCCACGGUUGGUGCAUCUCUCGCCCAUGUUCACGUUCCUGGACGCGAGAUUGUUCCCGACGAGCUCGGCCAAGACAUUGAGAUUGGCAUGGGCAUUCACAAUGAAGAAGGCUUCGGCCGUGUCAAAACUGAUCUCUCCGGCCUCGUCUCGACGAUGCUCAAGCAGCUUCUCGAUCAGUCUGACGCCGAUCGCGCGUACAUCAACGUCGCGCCCUCAGAUGAGAUUGUCGUCAUGGUCAACAACCUCGGCGGCAUCAGUGUCCUGGAACAGGGCGCCAUUACUACAGAGGUCGUGGAGCAGCUUGCCACAACGUACAAGCUGACACCGACCCGUCUCUUGAGCGGGACUUACAUGACCAGUCUCAACGGUAUGGGCUUCAGCAUCACAAUCCUCAAGGUCGCCGACAAGUCUUUUGUCUCCUUGCUCGACGCCCCUGCCGAUGCCGCUGGCUGGUCCCCUCCUGUCCGGCCUGAGAACUGGCAGCGUGGAAUCGACACGAGCAAGUCGAGAGACAUCCCAGAUGCUCCCCCCUCUGAGACUGAAGAUGACAACUCACCGCCCAGUAACCUCACCAUUGAUUCCCAGCUGGCCGCCUCGCGACUCGCAGCGGGCCUGUCCUCCCUCAUUGCCGCCGAGGCGCAAAUCACAAAAUAUGACACCCUCGUAGGCGACGGCGACUGCGGCUUGUGCCUCAAGACGGGCGCCGAGGCCGUCCUAUCCCAUAUUCAGUCUUCCCCGUCCAGUGACGCAAUCCGCCUUGUUCGGUCCAUUGCCCAUGUUGUGGAGAACAGCAUGGAUGGCACCUCGGGCGCCCUCUAUGCCAUCUUCAUCAACGCCCUUGCCUCUGGCCUGCAGCAGUCUGCCGCAUCUUCGGGAAAGCAGCAAGUCACCCCCCAGAUCUGGGCCGAGGCCCUGAAGGCUGCCCUGGCCAGCUUGGCCAAGUACACUCCCGCCCAGCCCGGCGACCGCACUGUCGUCGAUGCUCUGGCCCCCUUUGUCGAGACCCUCUCAACCACCCUGAGUCUGCAGAGCGCCGUAGACGCAGCCAGGAAGGGAUGCGAGUCGACAAAGGGCAUGGAGGCCAGCCUGGGGCGGUCCGUCUACGUCAGCGUCGAGGGAUGGAACUCGUGCCCAGACCCGGGGGCGUACGGCCUCGUCAAGUUCCUCGAAGGCCUGUUGCAAUGAUGUGUAGCAUGUAGGGCUAGAAAAAUUGAAUAGUUCGUCUUGUUUGCAAUGAAGAAACCCC
Messenger RNA from Purpureocillium takamizusanense, 1938 nucleotides. RefSeq lists its product as uncharacterized. The transcript has 4 exons. Bases 117 to 1877 code for a protein of 586 amino acids. Gene Ontology annotation, molecular function: ATP binding; glycerone kinase activity. The record is from RefSeq and is a predicted model, not a curated record. Gene Ontology annotation, biological process: glycerol catabolic process. Gene Ontology annotation, cellular component: cytosol. NCBI's taxonomy places the organism in Eukaryota, Fungi, Ascomycota, Sordariomycetes, Hypocreales, Ophiocordycipitaceae.